Molecule: messenger RNA, 970 nt
Organism: Contarinia nasturtii (swede midge)
Lineage: Eukaryota; Metazoa; Arthropoda; Insecta; Diptera; Cecidomyiidae
Product: spore coat protein SP96-like
Exons: 4
Coding region: 51-755 (234 amino acids)
Source: RefSeq, a predicted model, not a curated record
GAUUGAAAAUAUCAGUCACUUUUUGGAGUUGCCCAAGACCAUCGAAUACAAUGAAAAUUGCAUUAAGUUUUUUGUUCGUCACGAUUGUUUUAACCUCAUUUGCAGAUGGAUUUGCUGAGCCAGAACCAUAUGCCGAAGCUGAAGCUCUUGCAGAACCGAUACCGUUUAUAAUGAGAAGAAUGAGACAGAGUUCAUCGAAUUCCAACCCAUCUUCAGGUUCCAAUAGAGUUCUAGUGAAACGGUGUCGUUGUCGUCGUAAGAAGUGUCCAACAACAGUUGCAUCUUCAUCGUCAUGCAAGAAGAAAUGUAAAUGUUGUAGACGAAAAAAACAAAAAAGAACCACAACAAGUUCGACGACCGUUACAACAGCAUCCACUGCUGCAACAACAGCCGCAACAACGGCCGCGACAACGGCCGUAACAACAGCCGCGACAACGGCAGCAACAACGGCAGCAACAACAGCCGCGACAACAGCCGUGACAACGGCAGCAACAACAGCCGCAACAACAGCCGCAACAACAGCCGCAACAACGGUCGCAACAACGGUCGCAACAACGGUCGCAACAACUGUCGCAACAACUGUCGCAACAACGGUCGCAACAACGGUCGCAACAACGGUCGCAACAACGGUCGCAACAACGGUCGCAACAACGGUCGCAACAACGGUCGCAACAACGGUCGCAACAACGGUCGCGACAACAGCUGCAACAACGGUCGCAACAACGGUCGCGACAACAGCUGCAACAACGGCUUAAGCCAAACAGCGUUUUUGGCCAACAAAAUCUGCACAGCUAUCCGACGAUUUUUCUGAACAAUAUUCCGAAUAUGGUUAUGACUCAAUCUCUUUUCACUAUUCGUCCAUAUUUAUUCAUAGAAUGUAAGGUAAUCGAAAUGCACUAUAAAAUAGCCACUUUAAUCGAAAAUUGUAUUAUCUAAUUCGGUUCAAAUAAAUCACUUUCUGAAAUAACUA